Molecule: messenger RNA, 708 nt
Organism: Monoraphidium neglectum
Lineage: Eukaryota; Viridiplantae; Chlorophyta; Chlorophyceae; Sphaeropleales; Selenastraceae
Exons: 4
Coding region: 1-708 (235 amino acids)
Source: RefSeq, a predicted model, not a curated record
AUGGCUCGCGGCUGCUGGGCGGUCCUUGCAGUGGCCCUGCUCCUUGCGCCCAGCGCGCUGGGUGCGUCCCUGAGGGCCGGCGGCCUGACCCAGGGCGCCGAAGGAGUGAUUCGACGCGAGCUGGGCGAGAAGGCCAACAUCUUUGCCACCGGCGGCCGCACGUCUGGCUUUGCCCCCUCUGACGGCGCCCCCAUCACCAACUUUGGCGGCUCGACCUCUUUCACCAGCGCCGGCGUGGGCUUCAACGGCGGCCUGACCACCAGCUUUGACAACUUCCGCAACCCCGUCGUCAACCAGGGCGGCUUUGGCCGGAUCUUCCGCCGCCUGGGCGAGCAGGGCGCCGCAGCUGCCAACUUUGGCCGCUCGACCUUUUUCAACCCGCUCUGCCAAGGCGGACCUGCGGGCCGCUCUGCGUUUUGCAACCUGGCCCUUCUCCUUGCGCCCGGCGCGCUGGGUGCGUCCCUCAAGGCCGGCGGCCUGACCCAGGGCGCCGAAGGAGUGAUUCGACGCGAGCUGGGCGAGAAGGCCAACAUCAUGGCCACCGGCGGCCGCACGGAUGGCUUUGCGCCCUCGGACGGCGCCGCCAUCACCAACUUUGGCGGCACCACCACCUUCACCAGCGCCGGCGUGGGCUUCAACGGCGGCACCACCACCAGCUUUGACAACUUCCGCAACCCCGUCACCUGCCUGCACAUGCCCGCCGGAUGA